This is a messenger RNA of Phalacrocorax carbo (great cormorant), 1179 nucleotides long. NCBI's taxonomy places the organism in Eukaryota, Metazoa, Chordata, Aves, Suliformes, Phalacrocoracidae. The record is from RefSeq and is a predicted model, not a curated record.
UGCCACCAAGUCAAAUUCACAGCUUCCGUCCUUUUUCUGCCUCAUUACUGUAGCUGCCACAUGGAAACUGGUUUUCAGGGAGGAGGCAUGAAUGGGACAGCCAUUGAAAAUUUUGUCUGUGUCAUUUUUAAUGUUUCCUUCAUGAACUGCACUUGGGAUGUGGGCAGGACUGCUUCAGGAGAUACCCAAUAUUUCCUGUACUGGAAGACCUCAGGUCUCUUCUACCCAGCGACCUCAGGGAAAGAAGAUUUCACAGAAUGCCAGAAUUACACCAAAGAUAAUUGUGGAAGGCAUACAGGAUGUAGAUUCCAAAACGUGACAAUAGAAAAUACAAAAGCUCAUUUCCAGGUAAACGUGUCUAGAAGUGGACAAACCAUUCAGUCAUAUAAGAAGAUGAUUAUCCUGUACGAAAUUGAAAAGCUCACCCCUCCACUAAAUGUCACUGUGAAUUGUACAGAAGCUUCUCAUGGUUGUGAAAUUCGGUGGCAACCACCUCGCACAAGUCAUGUGAAAAGAUAUGAUUGUUUCAAAUAUCAAAUUGUCAUAGAAAACAAGGCUGAUCCUGAGAACAUCAACACGACAUCUAAAACAGAAAGAAACGUCUCAGGAAACUCCUACAUAUUUGGGAGCUUCAGUGCAGGAAAAAGGUACAGCGUCAAAAUCAGAGCGACUGACAAUAAUUGUUUAGUGAGCAGAAGCUGGGGAGAGUGGAGUACACCCGUAGAGUUUGAAAAUUUCUGGCCUCCUUUUAAAGGAGAGGAGGGAGGGAGAAAAUUGACACUGAACUAUAGCAGGAACCAUGACCUGCUGGAUGCUCCUCAAAAGGAUUUAUUUGAAAAAAACAUCUGCUACAGUACCACAGCCAAGAGACCCAUUCCAUGAUAUCUCUCCAAUAGAUUUCCAGACAGACUAUAAGAAUCAAUUAAUAAAGCAUGAAACUGAAGAAAUAAUUAUUGAAGAAGUGGCUUAACGGCGUGCAAGUGAAACAAGGAACUUGAAUUUUUUCAAAUAUAAAUAUCUUAUUGAUAGUCAUUUACAGGCUUUACACAUUUUCUCCUUCUUGCAAGCAGAGAAAAUAGCAUUGCCCGUAGAGACAAUUCCCCAAGAGCCUAUCUUUAAAAGCUUAUUUGUAUUUGAUUGCAUUUUCCAUAAAGAAUUUCAGUUGUUUGGACUAUUUUU